AUGGAGAGAGGAAGUGAAUUUGGCAAAAGUGUGAAAGAUUUGAGAUCAAAUAAGAUAAAAAGCAUUCCACCUGGUUCUUUUUCGGGACUCAAUCAUUUAAAUACACUGUUAUUAAAUCAUAAUGAGAUUGGAUAUUUAUCCCGAGAUGCAUUUGUUGGAUUACCAGAAUUACGUUACUUAUAUUUGCAUAAAAACCAGAUUGAAACUAUUGAAAAUGGAACAUUUAAUCACGUGAACAAACUGGAACAACUAUAUUUGUUUGACAACUAUAUCAAGCAUCUUCCUGUGGGGGUUUUCUCAAAUUUGUUUAGACUGCGGAAACUGCGACUAGAAAAUAACCCCCUUGUUUGUGAUUGCAACCUUUUGUGGCUGUCAGAGAAAUUAAAACAGGUAAACGAGCAGACAGAAAUCAUUGCUACUUGUGAGCAACCUUCCAGUUUAGAAGGAUUGUCAGUUGCCUCACUUUUGCCGGACCAGUUUCAAUGCCGGAAACCCCAGUUCAUCACCCAGCCUGAAAAUGCUCGGUUUGCCAUUGGACGGACAGUAUUUUUCCGAUGUUCUGCUGUGGGAGACCCUGAACCACAAAUUAUUUGGCUUCAUAACCAUGAAGUUGUCCAACAGAGUUCAAGGCAUAUCAUCUUAGAUGAUGAUUCCCUUAUGAUUCAGAACCUACGCACAGAAGACCGUGGAUUCUAUAGCUGUCUUGCUCGAAAUACAGCGGGAGAGACAGAAAGUCAGGAAGCCUUGUUAGAGCCAAAUGUGACACCUUCUAUAGUUCAAAAUAAUCACCCAGGACACAAUCUGAGUCACAUUCAAGACAGUCAUUUCAUUUUCGAGAUUCAGAAGGUUUCUUUCCCCGCCGUUCUGAUAUCACAACAGUCCGUGGAGAGACAAUCCAAUUGGCUUGUUCUGCUAAUAGUGGCUCUGUUCUAUCCACCACAGGAAGAUGAAGGCGUUUAUCAAUGUACUGCAACUUCUGGCACUAAUGUUUUUACAUCAGAAUCAAGAAUAACUGUGCAAGUGCCACCAUCAUUUACGCAAUCACCAGAGGACCAAACAGUUGUUGAGGGUGAAACAGUUGCAUUUAGAUGUGUUACUGAUGGUAACCCUGUCCCUGUCAUCACCUGGUCAAAAGAUAAUGAACCUUUACCAAACAAUGGACGAUUUGAAAUUGUUGAAAAUGCUCAGGUCUUGAGGGUCAUACGUGUUCGCUUUUCUGAUCGGGGUUUAUAUAUAUGCCGCGCUGAAAAUACUGCUGGACGAAGAGAAACCACAGCAGAGUUGGCCAUUACGCCCAGAGUGCCCCCAUCGAUUGUUCGCCAACAGAGAGAUAUAGAGGUUAACUUUGGUUCUCGAGUAACACUUGUGUGUGAAGCUCAGGGUGAACCAACACCGGAGUUCCGCUGGGUCAGAAACCGUCUGCCUGUCCAGUAUAGUCAACGUGUUCAGAGUGUUGGUAAUACGCUGGUAAUUCAGAGAGUGCAGUUCCAUGAUGCUGGACGUUAUGAAUGUGUGGCAGAAAAUGUGGAAGGUGUAGACAGGAGUUCUUUCUAUUUGAAUGUUCUGUCUGACAAUAGAAUUUAUGCUGGUAAUUCUUUUGUGAAUGAGUCUGCAGCCGAGGCAAUAAACAGAAUUAAUAUAGCUGCCAAUGAGACAUAUCGCGAUCUGUUUGACACAACCAAGACACAUUCGAUUCAAGACCUGUUGACAAUUGUUCGCUAUCCAACAUCAGAUGCUUUGGAACUUGCAAAAGCAGAAGAGAUCUUUGAGCAGACUUUAGAGAUAAUUAGUCAACACGUCAGAGAAGGUAACAGAUAUAAUCUUGAAGGAUAUGAAGAAAACUAUAGAGAUCUCAUCUCUCCGGAUCAUCUUCAUCUAAUUGCUUACAUGUCUGGUUGUUCUAAGAAUAUGCCACAAACUGAUUGCUCAGAUAUGUGCUUUCACAAGAAGUACCGUUCAACUGAUGGCUCCUGCAACAAUCUACAAAACCCGACAUAUGGCUCAGCAAAUCGUGCUUUUAUACGUCUCCUUUCUCCAAGAUAUGAAAAUGGUUUUAAUACCCCAGUAGGAUGGAACCCUUCCAAAGUGUACAAUGGUGUCCAUUUACCAAGCCCCAGGUUAAUCUCUUCCUUAAUGAUUGGUUCUCCGCAUGUCACUGAUGAUGACAACAACACGCAUAUGUUGAUGCAAUGGGGUCAGUUUGUUGACCAUGAUUUAGACUUGGCCCCUCAGGCCAUUAGUUACACACGCUUCAGUGAUGGCAGAAAAUGCAAUGAAACUUGUGAAAACAAGCUGCCAUGUUUUCCUAUUCAGGUACCCCAGAGUGACCAGCGAAUCCGUAACAGGUCAUGUUUAGGAUUUGCCCGAUCCAGUGCCACAUGUAAUACCGGCCAAACUUCAAUCUUCUUCAAUACACUUGCACCAAGGCAACAGCUUAAUGCCAUCACAGCUUUUAUUGAUGCUUCUAAUGUCUAUGCCAGCAAUGUAACUGAGGCUUUGAACCUGAGAGACACAACCAGCAACAGAGGUUUGCUUCGGGUGGGAGCACUGCCAGAUGGAAAAGCACUUCUACCAUUUGAUAAUGAUGGCCUGUUAAAACAUGUUGAUUGUCAAAUUGAAGCCACAAAGCGCCACCUACCCUGUUUCUUAGCUGGUGAUCAUCGUGUAAACGAACAAUUGGCCCUCACUGCAAUGCACACUUUAUGGCUUCGGCAGCACAACCAUGUAGCCACUGAAUUGCUACAGCUCAACCCUCAGUGGGAUGGAACAAUGUUGUACCAUGAAACCCGAAAAAUCAUCGGUGCCAUGAUGCAACAUAUUACUUACACCCAUUUUUUACCCCACUUUCUUGGACCCUCAGGAAUGAAGGCUCUGGGAGAGUACAAAGGUUAUCAACCUCAGGUGAACCCAACCAUCUCAAAUGAAUUUGCCACUGCUGCUUUCCGUGUUGGUCAUACUCUGGUCCAGCCAAUCAUCUAUCGACUAAAUGAAAGUUUCCAGCAAAUCAGACAUGGAAACCUUCCUCUUCACAGAGCUUUUUUCUCUCCUUAUAGACUAGUGGAGGAGGGGGGAAUUGAUCCCUUGCUUAGAGGUCUCUUUGGGGUUGCAGCAAAGAAACAGCUACCUAAGGAAAUGUUAAAUGAUGAACUUACAGAGAAGCUAUUCACGCUGGCUAACUCUGUUGGUCAAGAUUUGGCGGCACUAAAUAUCCAAAGAGGAAGAGACCAUGGACUCCCCAGCUACAAUGAAUACCGAAAAUUAUGUGGCUUAACAAAAGUUACCAACUUUGAGGAACUAAGACAAGAGAUCACAGAAAGAGAUGUAAGAUCAAAUCUUCAAGCUCUCUACAGCCACCCAGAUAACAUUGAUUUGUUUGUUGGUGGAAUUAGUGAAACCCCACUGCCUGGAUCCAAAGUUGGGCCGACUUUUCAGUGUUUGAUAGUGGACCAAUUUCAAAGGACUCGAGAUGGUGACAGAUUCUGGUAUGAGAAUCCCGGUGUCUUCACUGCUGAGCAAUUAACCCAGUUAAAACAGGUAACCCUGGCCCGGGUGAUUUGUGACAACGCUGACAAUAUUGACCGUAUACAGAAAGAUGUGUUUGUCAUUGCCAAAGAAAAGGACUAUGUGUCAUGUGAAAGCAUCACUAAGAUUGACCUCAAGAUGUGGGCUGACUGCUGUCAUGAUUGUGAGAAAUCUGGAAAUUUUGAAUCAAUUACAAGUCACUAUCGCAGUCGGAGAUCAACUCACAGUUAUCCGGAGGAUCAUCCUGUUCAAAGCUCACCCAGAAUUGACCAUUCUCAAAUUCAAAGUGAUGCACCAGCUGCAGUUAGUGGAUAUAAAACGGUUGAAACUGACAAAAUUCACUCCCAGAUGGACCAAUUUGACAUUCGCAUGGAUGGGAUGGAGAAAAUGAUUAAAAAAUUUGACACAAUGUUCCAAAAACUUAAGAAACGGGUGACCUUCUUGCAACGAAAGAUGACAAAAGAUUCUUUCAGUUGCCGUGGAAAUGAUGGAAAAUUACAUCCAAAUAAAGAAGAGUGGAAAAUCAAUGAUUGUAAAACUUGCAUGUGUCAGAAUGGACAAGUGGAAUGCCAGAAACAGGUGUGUCCCAAACCAAUUUGUAAAAACCCCAAAAAGGUUGAUGGCGUCUGUUGUCUGGUUUGCUGA
Molecule: messenger RNA, 4167 nt
Organism: Acanthosepion pharaonis
Lineage: Eukaryota; Metazoa; Mollusca; Cephalopoda; Sepiida; Sepiidae
Source: the annotation of a GenBank genome assembly